UGAAAAUAUAUGGAACCAUUAAAUACAUGGUUUCUGUAAGCCGCCGGUUGAGUAUCGAGCGUGUAGCUUCCCUGUUGCCUCUGUGGGCUCGCAGGAACCAGCGAAUUAUCACAGGAAUCGUCUCUGGCGACAUUUGCAGACUACAAAGGCCGUACUUCUUCUCCUAGCUACAUCUUGUCUCGGCGUAUCCCGGCCUUCGAACCUCGUAUCCGAUCAACCCUCCACGUGAUCUGAUGGCGGAUCCUGAAUUAGAAGCACUCCGGCAAAGGAGAAUGCAGGAGCUGAUGGCUCAAAGCGGAGCUGGAAACCUUCAAAACCGAGAUCAACAAAAGACACAAGAUGAAAAUAAAAGAGAGGAGGCCGAGGAGCAAAGGCAAAUGAUGCUCAGUCAGAUUAUGACUUCAGAAGCAAGGGGAAGAGGUGGUGGUCCAGUUGCCCGAAUUGCGCUAGUGAAGCCCGAAAAGGCCAGAGGAGUUGAAGAUCUAAUACUCAGAGCUGCUCAAGUUGGUCAGAUUAAGGAGAAGGUGUCUGAAGAAAGGCUCAUACAGUUGCUGGAGCAGAUUAACACUCAAGGCACUAGACAAACGAAAGUAACAAUCCAAAGGCGUAGGAGCGUUCUUGAAGAUGAUGAUUAGUUCCAAGCGCCCUGUUUCAGUAUUUGAUUGUUGUAGUAAUUUAGCCUAUGCUUAAUCAUCUAUGGCUUACCUUUGUGCUUGGUCUGUCACUGUGUUCGCGUAGUGUUAGCCUAUACAAAACUCAUCUUACUACGAGUUUUGUAUUUGGAUCUUUUGGUUGUUUGAAAUCUGAAGAUAUUGUCAGAAACAAUGAUUAAAAUAAAAAAAUAGACUGAAACCAUGCUCUUAUUAUAG
Cuscuta epithymum is the source of this 869-nucleotide messenger RNA. Lineage: Eukaryota; Viridiplantae; Streptophyta; Magnoliopsida; Solanales; Convolvulaceae. The record is from the annotation of a GenBank genome assembly.